Molecule: messenger RNA, 3714 nt
Organism: Colletotrichum acutatum
Lineage: Eukaryota; Fungi; Ascomycota; Sordariomycetes; Glomerellales; Glomerellaceae
Exons: 5
Coding region: 1-3714 (1237 amino acids)
Molecular function (GO): protein binding
Source: RefSeq, a predicted model, not a curated record
AUGGACGCACCUCUUCUACAGAACGUGGUCUUGAAGUUUCUGAAUGAGUUGAAAAAGACUGUUCAUGAAAGUACCAAAGUUGUCGAAGGAAAGAGGCAGCCGAAAGAGAACUUUCUGAUCGAGACUCUGAGCUAUCCAUCGGCCCACGAGGACGAUUCCUCUAGUUCCAGCAGCUGUUCUGAGGGACUUGAGAUAAUUAACGGCAAUUUUGCGCAAACAGAAUUGGGCCAGAACUCCGACGAGAUCGACGACAUAAUAUCUUCGUUGGUCAAGGUAUCCUUCCGCAUCAGAGGAAUCCGCUCGAGGGAUUCCCAAACAGCACGGAAAGCCAUGAUUUAUAAAGAGUUCAUCCAAGACGAAGAAAUGAACACUUUCGAUGUGUUCUCAAUAUACUCCGUCUUUGACCAGCGGCAUGUAGAAGAGUGGAUUGUUCAGCUAAGGAAGGCUGCCGAAGCAAGGGUCUCUACAUCCCAUGAUCCUGCGCAGAACACCACAGAUAGAGUCGGCAACGGGGAAGACCAAUCGCAUGAGAGGAUAUCAAUUUUCAGGGACAGUGAUAAAAGACUCAUUGACCGUUGGAGCAAAGCGGCAACUGUCAGACGUCGAACUUUGGCUUAUUGGCGAAGACACGCUCGGAAGUUGGCCAAGCUGGAUCCUGAAGCGGUGCAACAAGAGAGUCAAGUCAUAGUCCCGAUGCCGGAAUCAUUUGAUACCAUUCAGCCAGCAGUUUUACCUCCUAGGAUCCUGCGUGUUACGGCGCCGGAUUCGGUCGUAGUACCGAGCUCCGAGGGCGUUACACUUCUUUCUGAGACAGAAGCCACCCAAAUCCCAACGCAGAUGGAUGUGACUGACACCUUAUCGACUGCUUCACACUCGACGUACUGGAGUGAAGAAGGCAAAACUACGAAUCUACCAAAGCCUCCUAAGCUGGAAAGCUGGAAAUCAGAGUUCACAUGCCCAUACUGCCAUGUACUCUGCCCGAAACGAGACACGAGAGGCAGACAUUGGAGGGAUCACAUCAUGCAAGACCUUCAACCCUAUCAAUGCACCUACUCGGACUGUGAAAGUGCCGACGUAUUGUUCACUAGUAAGGACUCGUGGACUGGGCACGAGUCUCAGGUUCAUCGAAAGGUCUGGAGGUGCUUCGAGCAUCCAGACCUGUUCACAUCGGAGGACGAACUAGCACUCCAUUUUGAACUUUCACAUGCUACACUCGGGAGUACACAGGUCCAGGAAAUCUUGAAACACGCCUACACUAGCACACAGGACUUGCGGACAGAGUGCCCUUUCUGUUUGUCCCAUGGCCCAUUUGAAGAAGAUUUUACGAGCCAUAUGGCUUCCCAUAUGGAGCGACUCGCUUUGUUCUCCAUACCCACGGGCAUGGGAAACGACGACCAAGGAUACGGCAGUGAUGGUCAAUCAAAGACCAGCGGCUCAGGAGCCGCCCAAGGUGGGGGAUCUGUAUCGUCUCUCAACUCGGUCAGUCUGGCUUUUUCAGAUGCCGGCUCUUUGCUCCCAUCUGCCUCUGAGCCCGGGACAACUGGCCGCCAGACCACCGACAGUCCGGCUUUUGAGCCACAAGAUGAUGAUGCACCAAAAUUAGACGCAAGUAGCGAGCGCGAGCUUUGGGACUGGCUCGCUCCGGAGCGGCAAACGCGGGUGUACGAAUCCUACCUCGGUAAACGGCACCCAGGCACCCUCAGGUUAUUUUUCAAAUCGACAGAAUACCGAUCGUCAAUCUCUUCUAUGGAUCUAUGGCGUACGUCCGACCCUUUCAAAGGGCGAAGGCUAUAUCUACCAGGCCUGCCAGGUGCUGGCAAGUCUGUCUUGGCAGCUGCAAUAAUUGAGGAUCUCGCGAAACGUUUCAAAUCACCUGGGCUUCGCAUCGCCUACUAUUUCUGUCCUUCCCGGCGCCAGAAACGGACAACUGAGGCGCUGCUUCAGAGUCUCAUAAGACAAAUACUUGAAGGUUUGCCUGAAAUACCGGAUAUUGUUCGAACAUUAUACGGGAGUUAUCUGCAAGAUGGAACAUUGCCUCCACAAUCAGCUUUACUGGACAUUCUGAAAGAAGCCGCGGGUAAGGUUUCAAGGCUAUUCAUCAUCAUCGAUGGCUUCGAAAUUCUGAGUAGUGAUCAAGGUCGCAAGCUUUCAGAAAGCCUGGGAUCCUUAGCACAAAGCUUUAACACGCACGUCUUAGUAACAUCGAGGUCUAUUCCUUAUAUAGAGCAUAACUUUGGACUCUGGUGGACUAUGAAUGUUCGAGGUUCUAAAGAGGAUUUGCGAAGUUAUGCCAGAGCAGCCAUACUUCACGACAAUACCUCAACAUCCCUCGAAGUAGAAAAACUACAGCAGGCAGAAACACGAGUCGUACAGUUCUCCAAAAGGGUUUUCUCAUUCGCCACGAUCUAUCUUGAAUCUACAAUCCUUACACCCACGGAAUGGACGGGACACGCAAACCCAGGCAGAGAACUACAGAAGAUGAUUGACAUCUUUUAUACAGCUGAAAUGAAGCGCAACCAAGACUUUUCAGGGUUUGAAACUGUAACUGAACUCUUGGCAUGGGUCGUCAGGUCUCCGACUCGAUUGCAGCUUCGAGAGUUGAAAGAAGUCUUGCUUUUGCAAGCCGAAUCAGGAAGUACGAGAGGGGCAGUCGAUCCUGAUCAUCUCCAUGACAUGGAAAAACUUCUGUUCUGGUGUUCAGGACUUGUUGUUCAUAGUGACGACGGCUCUCUUCAACUUUUCCAUCCCACAGCAAACGAGUAUUUCAUUCGCAACCAAACGAAGUGGUUUCCAAAGGCAGCAGAAAACCAGGCAUACUUUUGCUGUGUAUACCUAAGAAACGCCACAGACAAGGAUGAAGACUUAGAUCACGGACUCCAGUACUAUAUAACGAAGUACCCAUUCGUCGUUCACGCUGCUGUUGCUUGGGGUCGUCACGCAUUCCAAGCAUUCGAAAAGAAUGGACUUGGUCAAGUCAGAUUGUACAUACUGGUUCAAGACUUCCUUUCCAGUAAGGAGGACGUGGUUUUGGGAGGGAGUCCUUCGCUAUUUGAACUAGCCGCAGAGUGUGGUCACAAGCCGAUCCUGGACCUUCUCCUUGACAGAUGGAACCGGGAGCGGUCCAUUAUAGACGGCAUUCUGUUGGGAGCAGCUCGAGGAGGCUGCAAAGACAUUGCCAAAAUGGCUUUGGAUCUCGGUGCAGAUCCUAGAAAGCCUGCGCCGCUAUGCGCCGCGUCUCAGUACGGCCAAGACCGGAUUAUUCGUCUACUACUGAAUACGGCGGCAGAUUUAGUCGAAUAUGGGCAUGAAGAGCCACUUCGCCUCGCCAUCAGAAACGGGAACUUGAGUAUUAUUCGCUUGUUCUUUGACCGAGGAGUUCCUCAUUAUGCAAACUGGAACCCCGAAAAGCUGCUAUCUGAAGCGAUCAAGGCGAAGCGGAAGUCAAUUACACGAUUUCUCCUGAAAACAGAGCCGAGGUUAGUAACAGCAGAGCUUGAAGAGGGCACAAAGCCUCUCUUCCUUGCUAUUGAGCAAGAUGACAUUGGAAUGGUUGAACUCUUGUUGCAGUGUGGAGCACGUGUGCAUGAAAAGGCCAAAGAUGGGCUGACACCGAAGGAGAAGGCAAAUGAUCUCGGUCGAACCCGUAUGGUUGAUGCAAUAGCGUCAUGGGAAGAGAGAAGUGGGGGUAUAGAAGAUGCUGUAGCAGGAAGCUAA